Messenger RNA from Helobdella robusta, 1212 nucleotides. RefSeq lists its product as hypothetical. The transcript is spliced from 7 exons. The record is from RefSeq and is a predicted model, not a curated record. Gene Ontology annotation, molecular function: zinc ion binding; metalloendopeptidase activity. Gene Ontology annotation, cellular component: extracellular matrix. The coding region runs from base 1 to 1212 and encodes 403 amino acids. Gene Ontology annotation, biological process: proteolysis; extracellular matrix organization; collagen catabolic process. Lineage: Eukaryota; Metazoa; Annelida; Clitellata; Rhynchobdellida; Glossiphoniidae.
AUGCACACUCAUGUAAUAUUUCUUCUCUUAAUCGCGCCAAUCACGUUUGGGGCUCCGAUUUUUCUAGGGCGACCAAGAACAAAUCAGGAUGAAGUAGCUCAGUUUCCUACCAAUAGUAUUAAUCUGGGCCAUGUUUUGCAGCCUAAUUUUGAUUACCCGAUUUUUGGUCGGUCAACUAUGGCCAAUGAGAAUGAUGGAGAUGAUGAUAAUUCGUCAGCCAAUAGGAAGCGAGGGUUAAAUGGUAAAGAAUGGAAUAAAAAUGACCUAGAGGCAUACCUGACGAUGUUCGGAUAUAUGAACGCCUUCACGAAAAUUAAAAUCGCCGAGCUGGUCGAAAAUAAUAAUAAUAAUAAUAACAAUAAUAAUAACAACAACAAAGAUGAUGAAUAUGAUGACGAUUUAACGUUAAGAGGAGCGUUUGAAAAAUUUCAAAGGCUAAAUAACAUACCUGUCACUGGCAUAUUUGACCCAGCAACAAAGAUACUGUUUAACACCCCAAGAUGUCAACUGCCUGAUGACGCAACAAUGACGUCAUGGAGUUAUGAUGAGAGUAAUCCUGAAAAAACAAAGAUGGUGGUGGUGAAGAAGAAAAGGAGGAGGAAGAGAUAUGAAUUGUUAGGAACAGUUUGGGGAAAGCCUACCUUAACAUACAACAUUGUUAAUUAUCCAUCUUCUAACGGGCUUAACAUUCCACUGACUGAUUACAUCAUCAUGACUUCAUUUAAUGAUUGGUCAGCCGUUGCACCAAUCACGUUUCAGAAAAGUUCUGAAAACCCGGACAUAAAAAUAAAUUUCGUGAAGUAUAAUCACGGGGAUAAUUUUCCCUUCGACGGCCCUGGAGGCAUUUUGGGGCAUUCCUUCAUGCCCCCUUCAGGGCUACUCCAUUUGGAUGAUUCAGAAAAGUGGACAAGUGAUAGCGGGCAAAUAACAGGCGGAGUCAACCUCAGACAAGUGGCCACACACGAAAUAGGCCACGUAUUAGGGCUAGGUCACAGUUCAGACACGACCUCCAUCAUGUAUGCCUUCUUCAGUUACAAGCCAAAUUUCGCGAUACAACCAGACGAUAUAAGGGGGAUACAUUUUUUAUACGUUAAAAAAGCGCGAACAACGGCGGUCCCGGACACACCACCCUGGCCACAGAAGCCGUCAGAUGACGUCACGCCGGUGCCACACUACAAUUGGAAGAUAAAAUUACAAUGGCUGACGUUCUAA